Messenger RNA from Cladocopium goreaui, 1812 nucleotides. The record is from the annotation of a GenBank genome assembly. Lineage: Eukaryota; Dinophyceae; Suessiales; Symbiodiniaceae.
GCACAUGUUGCCUCGAUGCGCUGGAGAUGGCCUGCGUUGGCUUUGACUAGCAUAACGGUCAUAUCGUUGUGCUUGACGGCCAGUCAACUGCAUCGAAGCCAGUUGGUCGGUCGAGAGGCUGGGACAGACCAGGACUCCUCAUCAGUGGACGAGCUUAUUCACCUAUGCAUUUGCGGCGACGACUCAGAUUUCCGUCCAGCAGUGGUGGCCAUUCGCUCGGCGGUUGCGUCAGCGCGACAACCUGAACGAUUUGUGUUUCACUUCAUCACGACCCCCGACUUAUCUGUGCGCUUUGCCCGUGCUGCGCGACUCCAGCUUCCAGGCAUCCACGUGGAGGUGCAUGCGGACGAGGAUGUCCAGAACACCAUCCAAAGUCGCAUUGAAUUCCGCAGCAGUGCAGGGCGAAAAGGCCUCGCGAGCGCUUUCAAUUUCGCACCGUUUUACUUGCCUCUCUUCCUGUCUCAGUCCAGCGAAACCUAUUCGGCCCAAACAAGGAGGUUGAUAUAUUUCGAUGCAGAUAUCGUCAUCCUUGGCGACCUUGCAGACAUUUUUGACAUGGAUAUGGAGGGCAAGCCUUGUGCGGCAGUGCCCUACUGCCACCAGAAGAUGGCAAAGUACAUCAAUUUCAACGUCCUCAAGACUUUGCCGUAUUUGGGUGACACAGAGGAAAUCGAUCCGGGCUCCUGCAUAGCAAAUCGCGGGCUGCUACUCAUUGAUGUGAAAGUCUGGUCCUCUCUGAAGCUCACCGAAUCGAUCGAACUGUGGCUGGAGCGCUACCGCGCAGCAGACGGAGAGCUUUGGGUCAAUGGCAUGUCACAACCUCCUUGGCUCUUGGCAAUGAAUGGCAACUAUAUGCGCCUCAAUGCGGAUUGGAAUUGCAAUAGUCUUGGACGCCACUCCAUGGAUCCCACAGAGGCAGCACAACUCCGGAAGAUGGGGUUUGAGGAAGAACACCUCACAUCCUUGAGGGUUGAAACCACUAGCUGGGGUCUGGUGCCAUACGUUGUUACGUGCAGCAGCACGGCAAAGCUCUUGCACUACAAUGGCGCGAUGAAACCUUGGCUGCUGGAUAGUGACACAGUUCAGGUUCCGGUCUGUACCAUGCCCAAAUCCCUGUUGGAGUAUAAAUUCAACUGGGUACAGGAGGUAGACAUCCUGGGAACUACCUACACGUUCGUGACUUGUUCCGAGAUUUGGGCUCUCUUCUUGGCCGAUGACUUGCUCUACAGUGAGCCAGCCAACAACACCGCAGAGGGUGCGGAGGAAAUGGAGAAGCUGGCAGACGCCAAGACUUGGGCGAACAAGAUCAAUGCAGACAGGGAAAAGCGACAGAAGGAUAGAGAGUGGCGUGAGAAGCAGCUGGCUGAGAGGCGAAAAAAGUUGGCCGGCGGCUACUACAUUGGUCAAACGAUUCAAGCCGCGCAUGACAUCUCUGUACGGGGCAAAGUCGUCGUGCGGAAGAACUGCGAAGGAGUGGUGCAGGGGCCAUCGUUGAACCAUCCCACCGAGCGCCUCAAUGUGCUCUUCAAGGAAAGACGCGAUAAAAAGACAAGGUCCAUCAACGUGCUUCCCUUUGAGGUGAAGCCUGGAGAGGAUAAAGACAAGGAUGACUAAGAAGCUCUGAGCGGCGCGUAGUGUGGAGUUUCUGACUGCAGUGCGGCCCCAUGGCCAGUUGCGGCCAGCUUGAUGGUUCCUCAACUACCACUGCAGAGAGCAGGUUGGCCCACAAUGCCUCUAAACUAGAUCCACAGCUGGCAGUUUAGGGCACUAGCAUCGUGAUGAAUCGUUUGUCCACUAAGAUGUGGGAAAAAG